UUUGAAAGGGAAAGGAGUAACUUGUAAAUAUUGUAAUAAGGACUAUCAGCAGUCACAUUGUAACAAAAUGGAAAAGCACAUAAAAAAGUGUUUCAAGUGCCCUCAGGAUCUAAAGAAAGUGCUUCAGACAAGUACAGUUACAGUGGUUAAAAAACUUUUUCAAAAGAAACCUUCUUAUGAACCUUUACUAAUUGAAGUGGAUGACAAAUCUGCAGUACCAAACACAAGCUCAGCCUUUGAACCAAAAUCAAAUUCUUCUUCUGAUGUCCUACAACGUUCGCAGCCUAUAUCGACCUCAAGUCCAAAAGGAAAAGGACCCCGAACUCCUUCGUUUUUUGACCACAUGGAUCUCCAAACUAAUGAGAUGCUGAACCAGAGCCUUGCCAAGGCCAUAUUCGUUAGUGGAUCUCCUUUGCCCAUGGUUGACCACCCACUUUGGAUAGAUUUUUUAAACAAAAUCAGGCCUUCCUUCAAGUUACCGUCAAGAUAUCGGCUAUCUUCUAGUCUGUUGGAUGCGCAGUACACAGAAAUGCAAGAAUGACUUCAAGGGGGCAAAAAAUGUUGGAUAUGAUCAACAAGGCGACAGUUUUAGAUGCUUCUACCCAUACAACACAAUAUGGAUCCAAGACCAUCUCUUUCAAUUAUCUUUUCCCAGAUUCCAACUUUACAACCG
This is a messenger RNA of Nilaparvata lugens (brown planthopper), 673 nucleotides long. RefSeq lists its product as uncharacterized. NCBI's taxonomy places the organism in Eukaryota, Metazoa, Arthropoda, Insecta, Hemiptera, Delphacidae. The record is from RefSeq and is a predicted model, not a curated record. The coding region runs from base 68 to 541 and encodes 157 amino acids. The transcript has 3 exons.